AGAAGACGGGAAGUUCCAAAUUGAGAAGUUCGAUGGUACAGAUUUCAGUUGGUGGAAAAUGCAAAUUGAAGAUUUGCUGGUUCAGAAAGAUUUGGACGUGGUAUUGGGUGACAAGCCAGAAAAGAUGUCGGAUGCAGAUUGGGCAGGUUUGGAUCGGAAAGCUAUGUCCGUGAUCCGUCUCUCGUUGACCAAGAAUGUUGCGUUCAACAUUCUGAAGGAGAAGACAGCGAAGGGAAUUAUGGAUGCGCUGUCUAACAUGUACGAGAAGCCAUCUGCAGCGAACAAAGUUUUUCUGAUAAGAGAGCUGGUAAACACAAGGAUGAAAAAUGGCACUUCAGUUACCGAGCAUAUCAACAAGUUGAAUUCGAUCUUAGCCAGACUUUUGUCAGUGGGCAUUAAGUUCGAUGAUGAAGUUCAAGCUUUACUACUGUUAUCGUCAUUGCCUGACACUUGGUCCGGAACUAAUACAGCAGUUACCAGUUCAGCGGGACCUGACAGAUUCACUUUUGAGAAGAUUCGUGACCUCGUUCUUGGCGAAGAUGUCAGAAGAAGGAGUUCUGGUGAGUCUUCGGAAGAAUCACUAAAUAUCGUCAGAGGUAGAGGAAAUAACAGAGGUAGUGGGAGCAAGAACAGACAAAGGAGUCGAUCGAAGACUCGAGAUAGCUCAGGCGUAACAUGCUGGAAGUGCAAGGAGGUGGGGCAUUUCAGGAAUCAGUGCCCGAAAGAGGUUAAGCAAGUGAAGAUUGCUAGAGGCUCCGCGAGCGACGAGGAUUUGUUUAUCUGUUGUGCGGAGAGCAGUGUAGAUUCCUGGGUCAUGGAUUCUGGUGCUUCAUUUCAUGCUACCCACAGCGGUGAAGCAUUGCAGAAUCUAGUUGUUGGGGACUUUGGAAAGGUACGACUAGCAGACGACGGAGCUCUUGAUGUGACGGGCAUGGCUGACAUAGUGCUGAAAACCCCUGUCGGUUUCUGGACUUUAAAGGAUGUUAGAGUGGUUCCAGCCUUGAAGAAAAGUUUGGUUUCUGUUAGGCAAUUGGACGAACAGGGACACGAGGUGAAGUUCGGAAAUGGGCAGUGGAAGGUCGUGAAGGGAAAUCUUGUCAUGGCCCGUGGAAGGAAGAGAGGUUCGUUGUAUAUGGUCGAGUUACCAUCUGAGGGAGUGACCGUCCCAAUUCAGAAGAAAAACGAAGUCCGGUUCACAGAGUCUCGUGGGCAGAAGAAGGUUUUCUAUGCAAGAAAGAAACCCAGAGCCACAGGUCAGACUCAGGAUAAACGAGCGAGGAAAGGUUCAAUGAGGCCAGUCAGAGGUAUCUGUGGCAGUGGGAGCACAGAAGGCUGGUGGCAACUAGAGGUGGUGGAAUUUUGAGUUCCGUUAUCAGAUUACAGAAGUACAUGUGCACAGUUGAAGCGCAGGUGAACAUUGUUCCGUGGCUUCAAGUGGGAGAUUGUUGAGUGUGAAGCCAGGAAGCUAGGUGGAAGCUAACAGGAAAUUGGCAGGAAGCUACCUAGAAGCUUACGGCUUAAUCAUUGUCUCCCUAACUAAUCUCUAUUUAAGAGAUGCUAAUGUGCUUGUAAUGGUGUGCAACAAAAAUAAUAAAAUCCUCCUAGUUGCCCCGUGUGGACGUAGGUUGCAGUUGGCGGCCGAACCACGUUAAAUCUUGUGUCAUUUAUUUUUCUGCAGUUGAUUCGUGAUUGUGUGUUGUUUCCGCGUGCGUUUAUUCCCAACAUAUGAUGCAGUUUCUUUCUCCAUUGUUGUUCUACUAGCUUCUGAUACUUU
Molecule: messenger RNA, 1774 nt
Organism: Cuscuta campestris
Lineage: Eukaryota; Viridiplantae; Streptophyta; Magnoliopsida; Solanales; Convolvulaceae
Source: the annotation of a GenBank genome assembly